CUGCUACAUUAGCAAACGGAGGAUACUGUCUGACAACAUUAAUCUAGACAGCUGUCUAUAGGCAUAUAUCUCUCCAAACACUGGAGUAACAUAGUAGCUCAUACCUGCUGUUAGCACGGUGACUCCCAUUCUAACUGUCCCAUUUAUUAUCCUGUCGCUCUCCCAGCCCUCAUCAUGAUUCACAGCUUGUUUCUGAUAAACAAUGCUGGCGAUUUAUUCCUGGAGAAACACUGGAAGAGUGUCAUAAGCCACUCCGUCUGUGAUUAUUUUUUCGAAGCACGAGAGAAGGCAGUGGAACCUGACAAUGUGCCUCCUGUCAUCCGCACCCCUCAUCACUAUCUCAUAACCAUCUACCGUGAGAAGAUCUUCUUCGUUUCUGUCAUCCAAACAGAAGUGCCUCCACUCUUUGUAAUAGAAUUUCUGCAUCGGAUCGCAGAGACAUUUCAGGACUAUUUUGGAGAAUGUUCUGAAACCACUAUCAAGGACAAUGUGGUCAUAGUCUAUGAACUCUUGGAGGAAAUGUUGGACAACGGCUUCCCCCUCGCUACAGAAUCCAACAUCUUGAAAGAACUCAUCAGACCUCCCACAAUCCUGCGGUCGAUGGUCAACACCAUCACAGGCAGUAGUAAUGUUGGCGAAACCCUCCCUACUGGUCAGCUCUCCAGCAUUCCAUGGAGAAGAGCAGGUGUGAAAUAUACCAAUAAUGAGGCUUACUUUGAUGUGGUGGAAGAAAUCGAUGCCAUCCUGGAUAAGUCUGGAACUACAGUUUUUGCAGAAAUCCAGGGAGUUAUUGAUGCUUGUGUCAAGCUUUCUGGAAUGCCAGACCUUACUCUCUCAUUUAUGAACCCCAGACUCCUGGAUGACGUGAGCUUCCAUCCAUGUGUCCGUUAUAAGAGAUGGGAAAGUGAGAGAGUUCUCUCCUUCAUUCCCCCCGAUGGAAACUUUCAGCUCAUGUCGUAUCACAUCAGUGCGCAAAACCUCGUAGCAAUCCCGAUAUAUGUGAAGCAGAACAUCAGUUUCUUUGAGACUGGCUCUUCAGGACGACUGGACAUCACUGUGGGUCCAAAGCAGACCAUGGGAAAGACUGUGGAGUGCUUGGUAGUGACCAUACACAUGCCAAAAGUGGUUCUCAGUGCCAACCUCAAUGCGACUCAGGGAACCUACAACUAUGACCCUGUCACAAAGAUUCUGUUGUGGGAUAUAGGGAAACUUAACCCCCAGAAGCUUCCCAAUCUGAAAGGAAGUCUAAGUCUGCAGUCUGGAGCUCCUAAACCAGAGGAGAACCCAAGUCUGAACAUUGACCUGAAAAUCCAGCAGUUAGCCAUCUCAGGAUUGAAAGUCAAUCGUCUAGACAUGUAUGGAGAGAAAUAUAAACCAUUCAAGGGUGUGAAAUAUGUGACCAAAGCUGGGAAGUUCCAGGUCAGGACAUGAGGCCAGCUGCAGAGUUUCACAAUGAUAUGCCAAAAGUGUAUUAGAGGUGCCAUUUUCUAAGUGACAAAUCAGACAGGAGUGCAACCUUGUGCACAGUCUCCCUUAAGUUUUUAAACCAUUGCAGUUACAUUUGUUAUUGUAGUUUUUAUCUUUCUUGUUUUGUGGGAAGCAACUGGGAAUUCGCAAGAAGUCUUUCCACUGGCGAGUAUUUGGAGAGCAUAUUCUUUGGGAAUCUUUUACUUAAUAUCAACAUUCCAAUAGUCUUUUAACACUGUAUUAUAUUAGAUUUAAGGUACUGUAAAUCUCUGCCAGAAACACAUUACAUUAAUCAAAAUACUGCUCUACAGUCUUUGAUGCUGGCACAAAACAGUACCCGAGUUUCUGCACAUAUUCACAGGCCUUAUUUUUUCAUUUAAAUUUAUUUACCAGUUCAGUAGCCUUUGAAUGAAAAAAAUAAAUAA
This is a messenger RNA of Carassius carassius (crucian carp), 1892 nucleotides long. RefSeq names its product AP-3 complex subunit mu-1-like. Gene Ontology annotation, cellular component: cytoplasmic vesicle; clathrin adaptor complex. NCBI's taxonomy places the organism in Eukaryota, Metazoa, Chordata, Actinopteri, Cypriniformes, Cyprinidae. The record is from RefSeq and is a predicted model, not a curated record. Gene Ontology annotation, biological process: intracellular protein transport; endocytosis. The transcript has 9 exons. Bases 175 to 1431 code for a protein of 418 amino acids.